CUCUCUGUUCUCAUCCGGCGCGCCGCACAGACAGACAGACCCGAGUGCGCGCGCAGCCCGCGACAGGUCUGGAAGUGCAAGGAGGAGGCAGGAAAACGCUGGAGCGGGGAAUGAUGGCGGUGAGCAAGAAGAAGGGACAAGUUUGAUACUGUAAAACUGGGACGUUGUAGGCGAUCUUUCGGCGCCUUACACGAUGAAGCAAGUAAGAGAUGACUUCACUUUGAUUCGUUAGUUGAAACAACAGUGCUCCAAAGAAGCUCCGCCGGACCCAUGGCACCGCCUGCGUAGAGGUGGGGGAAUAAUAGUUCACCAAAAAAAAAAACACUCCAACCAAACAGUCUUUCGAAUUGAUCAAUAGAAAAGAAAACAAAAAUGAUCAAAGCGGAAAGUAAAGGAGGCGAGAGGACCCUGAGGAGCGCGUCCCCUCACAGAAAUGCAUACAAGUCUGACUUCCACGCCAUUAAGUGCUCCUUUGAUGGGCCAAAGUCCGAGGGCGCCGCCAAAUCAUAUGCAAAUGGAUCCAGUGACACCAGAGAGGACUCCAGGGGGAGGCCUUUUGGGACCCGAGUGAACAAGAUAAAGAACAUAUUCCUACAGAUGGAUGGUCAGCAACAGGAGUGCCAAGAUGCGAAAGUACCCUUAAAGUCUGAGGUGGCCCCAGUGUCCCCGCCAAAGCCGCAGUUUCCAGUCAACACGCACAGAGCUAACGUAAAUAGUGCUACAAGCCCAGAAUCUCUUAAUUUAGAUAAAACACCCAAGGGAGAGGAUGUUGAGAUUGACAAAGUGGCUUUGGCAGAGAAGUUUUCUGUGACCAGAAAACUCUUCGAGAGGGGCAUCAAAGAGCAGCCUGCAGCCGAAAAGCAGUCUCCAAACAGAGGAGUAACUCGCUUGUCUCUCGGAAGUGCUUCUGAUGAGGGGAAAAGUGCACGCAGAGUAUCGGGAUCCUCUGAGACCACUGUCAAAUCAGAGCAAACUCCUACAUCAACAGUCAAAUGUCGACCAGAUGAGAAUGCUGAUAGCGAGAAAAGGCAUGUGUCUAGAGUGUCACUAAAUGCAGGACCCAUAUCCAAGAGGUUGGAGAAUUACAUGGCUGAGAAUGACUCGGAAGACAACAACAUAUCUGCUACUAAAGGGGGAAUGGUGUCUGCUAAACCACACAGCACCGCUGAACAUUUACUGCCUACCUCUCCAACAAGGGACAGCAUACACAAACCCACUUCUCCUGUUAAAGAAGUCACUAACUCUUCACCUGUAACUGAUGCUACUAGCAAAAAUAUAUCCCAGGCAGCAUCCUUUGGGUCUAGUAUUGGGCUUAAACCAACAUUCCCAGUUUCCAAUGCAGCUUACAAAUCUGUUUCUCCAACAACUGAUGCCACUAACAAACCCCUGUCACCAGAGCAAACAACCCCGGUUGGCCAAGGCUACAAGCGCUCCUCAUCAUCUGGGGAUGGAUUAAGUAGGACAUCUGUUGGUGGGGAUGAAGGCAAGCCACAUAGUCCACCCCCAAGGGAUGUGAAGCAGCCUCCUCCAUCCGCUUGUGGCUUUCAGAACACCAACAUGGCCAAACACUCUGAAAAAGCCAAGAGUAAUGACAAUGUGGUACAUAGUCCUACCAGGGAUAAGACAUCCAGCCAAACAUCAUCAUUGGAUCCCAAGGGUGUGGGUAUGGUACGGGCAGAACUUGUAGUUGUUCAGAAUGAGUCUUCAGAGAGUGAGGAGAAUGAAGAUGAGAACGUUGAAGGUAAUGUGUUUGAGGAGCAGAAGGUGCAAAGCAACAAAGACCCACCAACAGACCCAAAAAGAAUCUUUCGGAACCUGCAGAACAGCAACAAUGCUCGUCAUAUCAUGGCAAGAGAUGUCACAAAAGAGACACGAAGGGUAGCAGAGACGGUUGGUGAAGGUAGAGUCUUGGAGGACAACGGGCUGAAAGAGGAGAGAAAGGAAGGCAGUCUAGGUAUGAGUCAAGAUGGUGAACAAAAUCGUGAGGAAGAUGAUGAGGUAGCGGAGGAGGAGAGAGAGCAGGGGGGCCAGAGCAUCCUGGAUAGAGCUUCACCGGUAGUGUACGGUAUUGAGAACGCAGCAUUUGUGGAUGACAGGGAUGUAGACCAGGUCCUAAGGGAAGAGGAGGAGGAAGAAGAGGAUGAAGAAGAGGAAGAGGAGGAGGAUCAAAUGUACAGAGAGUAUGAUGACUUUUAUGAGGCCCCCGGUCUGUCAGAUGAGGAGGAACCUCCCUUUAAGAGGAAAAUCAAGUUCUCCACAGACCCCAUUCUGGUCUUCAGUACCUUCUCUAAUGAAGAUUAUGAUCGACGCAAUGAAGAUGUGGACCCUGUUGCAGCGUCUGCAGAGUAUGAGCUGGAGAAGAGAGUGGAGAAGAUGGAUGUGUUCCCUGUGGAGAUUGAGAAAGGAGACAAUGGACUUGGCAUCAGUAUCAUAGGAAUGGGAGUGGGAGCCGACCAGGGUCUUGAGAAGCUUGGCAUUUUUGUAAAAACCAUAACAGAGCAGGGAGCAGCUGAGAGAGAUGGACGCAUACAGGUGAAUGAUCAGAUAGUGGAGGUGGAUGGUGUGAGUCUGGUGGGAGUCACCCAACUGUUUGCUGCUACAGUCCUGAAGAACACCAAAGGCACAGUGAGGUUCUUGAUUGGUCGGGAAAAGCCAGGGACGCAGAGUGAGGUAGCCCGCCUCAUAAGUGAGACACUAGAGCAGGAGAAGAACCAGCAGCAGCAGCAACAACACCUUGAUGACCCCUUUGAACACUCCACAGAGGAGGAGGAGCGCUAUGAGGAAGAGGACGGACUGGAUGAGAGAAUUCUGGGCUCCAACUUCUCUCCAGGGCAGAACGUAGAGGUGUUUGAGCUGCCUGAUUCAGAGUCUUUGUUUAUGCCGACCAACAUGGACAGCUCUCAGAUGGCCUUCAAGUUCAAAGAGCUGCAGCUCAAACACAGCAUUGCCAUAGCUGAGAUACAUCAACUCAAGGAAAAGCUAAGAGUGUCUGAGGAGGACAAAUCAUUGUGGGAAGCCAGAGAGUCUGCGCUGGAGCAAAAGAUGGAGGAUGGCAACGAGAAGAUCCUCAAGUUGGAGAGUUACUGGCUGGAAGCCCAGGCCCUGUGUAAGAGCGUCAACGAACAAUUAUCUGAGACUCAGAUGCAGUAUGAGACCCUGGACAAGAAGUACAACAAGGCCAAGAAACUACUCAAGGACUACCAGCAGAAAGAGAUAGACUUUGUGAAGAAGGAGGAGGAGCUGAAAAAAAAUCUAGAUGAAAAAGACAAGUGGUACAAGGAGCAGAUGGAGAGCUUGCAGAACAGAGUAGUUGCCCUGGAGUCCAGAGGGGCCUCAGGUGUGGAGUGUCAGAGUGGUCAUGACUCAGCAGUGGACGAGAGACAAAGCAGCCAAGACCCAGUGACCAACACACAGUCUGUUGACUCACUGUUAGAGCAAGACUGGAGUGAGUUGGUCCCUGAGACUGAGCGGCUAGACACCAGCGCACACAAAGCAAAAGGCCUGCUGGCUCAGAAGGCCAAACGUCAGCCUCCAUCUCGAAGCAGACUGAAGGAGAACCUUGUUGUGGCCUCAUGUCACUCUCAGGAAACUGAAGAGGACGACGACCAGGAGGAGCAGGAAUCUCCCCAAAGGAGAUCCAUCCAGGAGAGCCUUUCUCUCCAAGUGCCUGUCUGCUAUCCAGGGAACGGACAGAAAGUUGAUCCUGGCGAAACGAGAGAUGGAUCCAGGAGUAAGCCGGAGCUCUCCAGCAGCCCGUCUUUGUCACCAUCACAGGCAGACAGCAUUGAGAGCAGUGGAAGUCCCUAUUUGUCCUCUCCAAAAGACUCCUCAUCACCACAUACCCCCCCUGGAUUCAUGCGCAACGUGAAGAAGAGGGAGUCCAAAGGCAAGGGAAAAGAGUCCAAAGAGGACUUAAUUGAGCCGGUGACAGCAGGAAAACCUAAAAGACGAUUUCCUGACUUUGGGGGCCUCCGGAAGUCAGGUGGCAAAGGAAAAAAACAUGACAAGGAGGCGAUGAGAGCAUCUUUGGACAGCAGGGGGUCGGCGGAGUUACUGGAGGAGUCUGGAGGUAACCUGUCUCCUGCAGACUCGAUGACUUCCAUCCCUACCUGUAUGCCCUUCUCCUGGUUCGGAGACAGAGAGAGGGACAGAGACAGGGAGCCCUCCUCCUCCAGCAGCAGCCUGCCAUACACUGCAACUGAGACCAGCAGUGAGCAAAGCCAGGAUCGCAAGAAUAAGACAAAUCUCUCCUGGUCCUCUUUAUUCAGUCGCUCAUUAGAUUUGAGUUUUUCAGUCAUAGAUGAUUCUAACCCUGCCAGUCCCAGUUCAGACAUCUCUGGGUUAGUCGCUGAACCCAGUCUGUCUGGGCGCUCACACACUUUAAUCUUCUCUUCCAGCGAGACUUUGGAUGAUGAGCCAGUAGCUACAGGAAAAGAGUAUCAGUGGCAGAACCGGCCUGUCUCUGAAUGGACCAAUCAGCAGGUCUGUCACUGGUUGAUGGGCAUGAAUCUGGACCAAUACACAGCUGAAUUCACAGCUAAGGGAGUGGACGGACAGCAGCUCUUACACUUGGACAGUGACAAGUUGAAGAUGCUUGGUGUGUCAAGUCAGAGUGACCGAUCAACCAUCAAGAAAAAGCUGAAGGACAUGCGGAAGACCCAGGAGAAGCUGGAGAAACAGAGAGAAAAAAGAGAGAAGGAGGUUCGACGCAGUGGGAGACUUCCAGCCAGUACUGACUCUGUCUGCUGAGGCAGCAGCUCUGUGGUCUAAAUUCAUGCAGCUCAUAAAGUUCAUCACCAUGCAGAACCCCGAGAAAACCUUUUUCUCAAACCAGUGCCAUGCUGUUCUUGUCAAAUGGUGUUAAUGCCAACAGCCACAGGACGUGACUGUGCCAGCAGUUGCACCUGUGCUAACUGAGGUGUGAUUAAUGUUCAUACUCUAGCUCCUGUUUCUGCCACAUUUUUAACAAAUGCUCUAAAUAUUUUAACUACAAGAUGGGGAACAUCAAAAAAGGUGGAUAUGAGACCAAAAAGGUAUCCUAACAUUUUUUUUACCACUAUAAAGCUUGAAACUUAUAAUUAUAAAAGUCAAUUAUAAAGUAGUUGUCGCAGAUCAUGCACACACGUACCUGUGGAAGUCAAAUGUAUCCUGUUUUGUCAGCAUUUUAUAUUUUUGCUAGUAUAACUUGCCUGUUUCCACGUACAACUGUUAUGCAGUAACGGUUAUUGUACAGUUAAGAUAAAAGCACUAUAUUUGUCUUUUAAGCUUCAAUGGGCGACAAGGUUUUAAAUGUAUAAAUAAGUUUUAUACAUGUGCAUAUUAACUGCAUAACUUUUUUUUUCUUUUUUUUUUUACUCAAAAACCAUUGUUCAUUUUAUACUAUCUACAUUUUUCUACUGAGUAGAAUAGCAAGGCCGUGAUUUUUGCUGAAUGAAAAGCAACAAACAAAUCAAGUAGGGACCAGAUGAAUGCUGCUUCUGCUGAUUCUAGCUGUAUGUCGCCGGGAUGGUACCAUGAUGCUCCAUGUAAAUACACACAACACGCAGGUCUGCUACAUGUAUGCUUCACCGGUCCGUUAGACGGUAAGAUGUGCCUACGACAAGGACUUGUUAGUCAGGAGCACAGUGUCGUGUAUGAAUGUGCGGCUGAACGAUGAGCGUUCACAGCCAAACCCCCAAGUGCUUCCUUUCUUGCUUCCUCUCAAGCGUGACUCCAUGUUCUGUACAGAAAACGACAUGUUGGACUGCAAGAAAUUUGUUUUCACAUCUUCUGAAUCAGAGAAACUUUUCUUGGUACAUGCAGCAUCGAUAAACUGAUUUUAACUGUAUGUGGUUUCCUGAUUUACAUUAAGAAUAAACUGACGUGUUUUUAUACAUUUAA
This is a messenger RNA of Thunnus maccoyii (southern bluefin tuna), 5880 nucleotides long. It is a transcript of the gene ppp1r9ala, whose product is annotated as protein phosphatase 1 regulatory subunit 9A-like A. Gene Ontology annotation, biological process: actin filament organization; calcium-mediated signaling; neuron projection development. The transcript has 20 exons. Gene Ontology annotation, cellular component: actin cytoskeleton; postsynaptic density; cytoplasm. NCBI's taxonomy places the organism in Eukaryota, Metazoa, Chordata, Actinopteri, Scombriformes, Scombridae. Bases 373 to 4749 code for a protein of 1458 amino acids. Gene Ontology annotation, molecular function: actin filament binding. The record is from RefSeq and is a predicted model, not a curated record.